Messenger RNA from Amphimedon queenslandica, 1748 nucleotides. Its product is annotated as SH3 domain-binding protein 5-like. The coding region runs from base 96 to 1535 and encodes 479 amino acids. The transcript has 7 exons. Gene Ontology annotation, cellular component: cytoplasm. Gene Ontology annotation, molecular function: protein kinase inhibitor activity. NCBI's taxonomy places the organism in Eukaryota, Metazoa, Porifera, Demospongiae, Haplosclerida, Niphatidae. Gene Ontology annotation, biological process: intracellular signal transduction. The record is from RefSeq and is a predicted model, not a curated record.
AUAUGAGCCACGCCCUUACCUCGCGCAUUAUCAAGUACGCAGUCUUCUUUUCUGAAGUUCUCUCUAUCUGCUGUCCUCUCCUCUCUGACUGAGUGAUGGCUGAAAACCACCUGGAUGUAGUGGAGGGGAGAGAGUUAGAGGAUCCCAGUCGCUCCUGUACGCCCGAGAGUGUGGCUAGUACUGACCUACAGCCACAGGAACUGUAUGGGAUAGAGGAUGAAGAUGAAGAAUUAGAUGAAUCAAUAGAACAGACUAUUGCUGUUGAUUUAAAUACACUCACAGACACUGGUACCAAUGUUAAUAGACUAGAAAAGGCAUUACUGGAAGCUAGAAAGGAAUAUGAGUCAGUAAAGAGGGAGAGUCAAAUGAAGCUAGCACUCAUGAAAUCCCGACUGCACACUGCCAUAGAGAAGACCGAGCCGUUUGUGAACAUGUGGAGAAAAGCCAAAGAGUUGCAACGAGAGGCCCAUAAUGCUACCCUAGCGUUCGAGAGAGCUAACAGCGAGUAUGACUCCGCUAAAGAGACACUGAAGAUAGCGGAGAAGAGCAUUGAUGAGCUAAAAGAAUCAAGAACGGACGAGGAAGAUGAAGAGAAGCUGAGCAGAGGAGAGAGGGACCGGAGCCUGUCCCAGUCAUCUGCUACGGCCAUUGAUGAAGCUUGGCAAGAAACACUAGCCAAUGCUACACUGAGAGUGGAGAAGGCCAGUAGGAAUAAGGUAGAGAGCGAGAUUGAGCACAGGCGGCUCACCGUUGAAUAUCAAAAGAUACAGAAGGACUGUCACACUCUUGAGACUAAAUUAAAACGUACCAUUAGGAAAUCAAGACCGUACUACGAAGAGAGACACCUCUGCAACAAGAAACUAGUCGGAAUAAAGACAAAGAUAUUGUCGCUACAGAAAGACAUAGACAUCCACAAAGAGCAGUACAAGAAAACGAUGAAGCACUUGGAGUCGUUGAGUGGACUAAUGCACGAGGAACGAAUUAGAAAAAGAACUUAUAGCUCACUCGACAUCACAAGCAGCGAACCAAACCUAAUCUCAAACAGAUCCGCGACCCCAGACUUUAGUCUCAACUCUAGAAAUGCUAUCACUCCAGACUAUCGUCGUAAAGGAAAGGAGAGUAGGGGUAUCACUAAUGUACGUGUACCUCUAGCAAACGGGCAGGGAAGCACAGGGAAGCUCCAGGCAUCAGUAGGUGUGAGUAUGGUCACUGCUCAAGUAGGAGAGAGAGGAGGAGGAGGGGAAGGAGGUGUGUCGAUGAUUGAUGGUGAAGAUGUGAGACAAGUUGUGACUGAUUGCCUAACGAGGGCACUAGGACAAACUUUGUUAAAAGAAGAAGACAAUCUUCCUCAAUCUUCUUCAGAGAAUAGUCAGUACAUACCAACCAUCACUGUCUCUGUUAGUUAUGGCGCACUAGUACCGCCUGCUACUAAUGACCACACUCACUCAGCCAAAGAACUGGUUUCUUUAGUGUUGGCGAAUGCUUCUAAGCAACACGAAGCUGAAUUAGGUAAUGACACAAUCUCUUCUCCAUAAUCCUUCCCUUUGUCUCGGUCACACGCGCUUCUUCUGCCCAUUCCGUCAUUUCUCUCUCUCUCUCUUAUUCCUUGAUCUUCUCUGCUGUUAUCAUUAAACUAUAAAUGCUGUUAUGGAGGACAUAGAAUGCAAAAUAGCCAUUAUUAUUAUCAUUAUUAUUAUUAUUAUUAUAUUUAUUUUCUUACAAAACCUAAAAAAUAACACAAUUACAAG